Oikopleura dioica is the source of this 903-nucleotide messenger RNA. The record is from the annotation of a GenBank genome assembly. Lineage: Eukaryota; Metazoa; Chordata; Appendicularia; Copelata; Oikopleuridae.
AUGGCAGCGGCGAGAUAUAAUUCAAGAUCUCCGGCAGUUAAAAGAUUGCUCCGAGAAGCCGCAGAACUGCACGAACCCACCUACAAUUACUACGCCCAGCCUUUGGAGGAGAAUUUAUUCGAGUGGCAUUUUACAAUCCGCGGUCCGGAAGAUACUGUCUUUGAAAACGGCAUUUAUCACGGGCGAAUCGUGCUCCCGCCAGAGUAUCCAAUGAAGCCGCCAAAUGUGAUUUUUAUGACUCCGAAUGGCCGCUUUGAGCUGCACAAAAAGAUUUGUCUCUCGAUCAGCGGCUAUCACCCCGAAACUUGGCGACCCAGCUGGUCCAUUCGCACGGCGCUUUUGGCCAUGAUAGGGUUUAUGCCGACUCAUGGAAAUGGCGCUAUUGGAAGUUUAGAUUAUACAGAUCAAGAAAGAAGCGUUUUGACGAAACGCUCCGUCGAUUUCAAAUGCAAAACUUGUGGUGCAACAAAAGAUCUUCUCCUCGACAAAUCAGACGAUCAAGGCGAAGAGCAGGAGGAAAUCAAAAAGUAUUCGAGCCAGUUGACUACCAGCAAGCCCAGCGGGAAUGACUCGUCCGAACAAGCUACUGAUAAAAAUGACAACGAGACUGCUGCUAGCCCAGAUGAAGAGUCAUCCGAAGCUCUUCCGGUAGCUACCCCUGAAGAAACAAAUCCGCUUGCCGAUGGAAAAAUUGAGGAAAACGCCGAAGAAGACGUAGAAGUUGUGGAAGAGGAUGUAGUGGAAAUUUCUCGCCCGCGUCGUGAAAAUGAUUUUGCCUCAUUCUUCCUGAUGUGGUUUUUGAUUCUAGCCAUUUCUUUCAUAAUCUACCGCCGACUGAACAAGUCCUACGGCAUCGAUCUCGUCCAACUCGCUGAUCAGUACCUUACUUCCUUGAUGCCCUAA